AUGUCAUCAUCAUCUUCUCAAUUUAAGCAAUUAGAAAAAUUGGGUAACGGUACCUAUGCCACUGUUUAUAAAGGGUUGAAUAAGACUACCGGUAUAUUUGUAGCUUUAAAAGAAGUCAAACUGGAUUCAGAAGAAGGUACACCAUCGACUGCUAUCCGUGAAAUUUCUUUGAUGAAAGAAUUGAAACAUGAGAAUAUUGUGAGAUUAUAUGAUGUUAUACAUACUGAAAAUAAAUUGACGUUAGUUUUUGAAUACAUGGAUAAAGAUUUAAAGAAUUAUAUGGAUUCGAGAACAUCCGGUAAUUCUACUAGAGGGUUAGAAUUAAGUUUAGUCAAAUAUUUCCAAUGGCAAUUAUUUGAAGGUGUUACAUUUUGUCAUGAAAACAAGAUCUUACAUCGUGAUUUAAAACCACAGAAUUUAUUAAUAAAUAAUAAAGGGCAAUUGAAAUUAGGUGAUUUUGGUUUAGCGCGUGCUUUUGGUAUCCCAGUAAACACUUUUUCUACUGAAGUGGUUACUCUUUGGUAUAGAGCUCCAGAUGUCUUGAUGGGAUCAAGAUCAUAUUCUACUUCUAUUGAUAUGUGGUCUUGUGGCUGUAUCUUGGCUGAAAUGAUAACAGGUAAACCUCUCUUCCCAGGUACAAAUGACGAAGAACAGUUGAAAUUGAUUUUUGAUAUUAUGGGGACUCCUGAUGAACAGUUGUGGCCAGCUGUUACAUCGUUACCAAAAUAUAAUAGAAAUUUACCUAAGAAAGAACCAAAGGACUUGAAAAAAUUAUUACAAGCUCAUACUAAGGAGAUAGUUGAUGAUCAAGUGAUUGAUUUAGUAACUGGAUUACUACAAUUGAAUCCUGAUGCAAGAUUAACUGCCAAACAGGCAUUGCACCAUCCCUGGUUUGGGGAAUAUUACCAACAACAAUAA
Tetrapisispora phaffii CBS 4417 is the source of this 918-nucleotide messenger RNA. RefSeq names its product cyclin-dependent serine/threonine-protein kinase PHO85 (gene PHO85). The coding region runs from base 1 to 918 and encodes 305 amino acids. Gene Ontology annotation, molecular function: ATP binding; cyclin-dependent protein serine/threonine kinase activity. The transcript has a single exon. Gene Ontology annotation, cellular component: cytoplasm; nucleus. Gene Ontology annotation, biological process: protein phosphorylation. Lineage: Eukaryota; Fungi; Ascomycota; Saccharomycetes; Saccharomycetales; Saccharomycetaceae. The record is from RefSeq and is a predicted model, not a curated record.